AUGGCUGAAUUUGUAAAAGCAAAGGCGGAAAAUCUUGUCUUUCUUAUGAAUGCCACGACAGGUGUGAACUCUGUGCUAAAAUCUGUGAUCCUAAAGCCAGGUGAUGGAGUGUUGGCCACCAACCUGACAUACAAGGCAGUUGCAAACACCUGCAAUCAUAUCUGCAAUAAAGUUCAAGGAGCUGAAGCCCACUUUUUGGAAAUUACACUACCAAUUAAGAGUGAAGAUGAAAUUGUCCAAAUAUACUCUGAUUAUCUCACCGCUCAUCCCAAUAUAAAAAUUGCUGUCAUUGAUCAUAUAACAAGUCCAACUGCUAUUGUGAUGCCAAUACGUCGCCUGAUUGCCUUAUGUCGAGAACACAAUGUUUUGUCCAUGAUCGAUGGAGCCCAUGCCCCUGGACAACUACCACUCAAUUUGGAGGAGAUCAAUGCUGAUUUCUAUACAGGUAAUUUUCAUAAGUGGGUCUACACUCCUGUCUCCUGUGCUCUUCUCUGGAUCAACCCAAAGCAUCAUAAUAUGGUGGAGCCUCUCGUCACAUCACAUUGCUACAAACAAGGCCUGCACAAAUCCUUCUUCAUGCAAGGCACUCAAGACCAGACUUCUUACUUCUCAUUCUGCAAAGCGUAUUCCUUUUACAAAAAUAUUGGAGGUUUGGAAACCAUCAUCUCUUAUACAAGUUCUUUGGUAACUGAAGCAGCGUUGAUGCUGAAAGAAGCAUGGGGUACCUCACUACUUGAGAUUCCUUCAAGCAUGGAAGCCCCCAAUAUGCGACUCAUUAAAGUGCCACCCUUGAAGGACUUUACUACCUCUAUGGACGAUUCAUUGAAAUUAAUUCUUCACCUGAUAAAUAAUUAUAAACUUGUGACGCUGAUCAUUCCAGUCAAAGAUAUAUUAUAUAUCCGAAUAAGUUCACAGAUUUAUAAUGUGAUUGAAGAUUACCAACGCAUUAGGGAUGUUAUUCUGGAGCUGAGAGCAUAG
Molecule: messenger RNA, 978 nt
Organism: Acanthosepion pharaonis
Lineage: Eukaryota; Metazoa; Mollusca; Cephalopoda; Sepiida; Sepiidae
Source: the annotation of a GenBank genome assembly